Messenger RNA from Astyanax mexicanus (Mexican tetra), 4979 nucleotides. It is a transcript of the gene zbtb3, whose product is annotated as zinc finger and BTB domain containing 3. Gene Ontology annotation, molecular function: RNA polymerase II cis-regulatory region sequence-specific DNA binding; DNA-binding transcription factor activity, RNA polymerase II-specific; protein binding. Bases 199 to 2178 code for a protein of 659 amino acids. The transcript has 2 exons. The record is from RefSeq and is a predicted model, not a curated record. Gene Ontology annotation, biological process: regulation of transcription by RNA polymerase II. NCBI's taxonomy places the organism in Eukaryota, Metazoa, Chordata, Actinopteri, Characiformes, Acestrorhamphidae. Gene Ontology annotation, cellular component: nucleus.
CAGCAGGGGGCGGAGUCACUGAGCAAAACACAACAGCUCAGUCUCUGUUAGCCCAGUAAUAAUAGAUCAUCUCCCAGUUUAUUACCUUUAUAUUAAUCAGUGUGAAUAAGAGGAGCUGCCGGAGCUGCUGAUUAUCUGCUGGAGGAAAUGAAGGAUUAGCGGUUCGGUUCUGAUCCAGACCCGAUUUAAUCAAAGGUAAUGGAGUUCCCAGGUCACAGUCAGCAGCUCCUGGCAAGUCUGCGCUCUCAGCGGCUGCAGGGAUUUCUGUGCGACUGCACGGUGAAGGUCGGCCCGACCCGUUUCCUGGCUCACCGCGCCGUGCUGGCGUCCUGCUCGCCGUUUUUCCACAUGUUCUACUCUGAGCACCCAGUCGGGAGCACGUCCACGGUUAACGGAGGUCCAGACAGGGAUACGGUCACCAUUAAUGGAGAUAUAGUGACUCCUGCUGCGUUCGGGCUUCUGCUGGAUUUUAUGUAUGAAGGAGUUCUGCAGUUGGUCACUCAUCCCCCUCCAGAAGACGUGCUCGCUGCUGCCAGCUUCCUGCACAUGAACGAUGUGGUCAGAGUGUGCAAGAAAAGACUGCAAGGCCGCGGAUUGGCCGAGGCGGACAGCACCAGGGCCGAGGAGGCGGGAAGCGAGGCGAGUGUGCGGGACGGCGGGUUGUCUUGUGAAGGACGGUCGUCAGAUCGUGAAGCGGGAGAGAGAAGCAGCGGAAUGGGGGAACUGUUGGCAGACGGCGGGCAGCAGGUAGCAGCCAGUAUUUCAGGAUCUAAUGUAUCCUUAGUACUGCCAUCAUUAACGCAGAGUCUUCAACCAAGCCAGCAAACAUCUUCUCACAUCGACACUAAAACUGAGCUAGGGAUGCCCAGCCGAAUCUCGCACAGCGCCAGUUUGGGCAGUCCAGAUAUGGCGGACACUACUCAACCAGGUAUGGAUUCAGCAAUUUCUGCAAUGAGCGAUUCAGGGCCGGGAGGCUUGUACACAUCGUCUCCAGGUCCAGUUAGAGCGGGAACAUCAACAACGUCAGGUAGUCGGGUUGAGUCUGCACUUUCGAGCCCUUGUAGCACCACAGAACCAAUUCUGACGGGCACAGAAAGUCAGCCCAGUAUCUCAUCUGUGACGUCGAUGGCUCUGGUCUUUGCAGACGCCAAUCAAGCUGGAGAUUCGGCUCGUGGCAGCUCUUUAAAAGAAGCUGGCACCGUUCUGGCACGUGGCAGCUCCUCACCACAUGGUGCACAUGGUCAGAUAACGAAAGUAACCAAGCUUAGUUCAUUUGACCAAGUUCAAGUUCAGCACGGUAGCGGACAACAAAGUUUUAGUAAUAUUUCGUUAUCAAUCCAACAUAGUCAGAGCCAGGCUGAAGCGAGACAAGCGGAAGCGAGACAAGCGGAAGCGAGACAGACUGUAGCGAGACAGACUGUAGCAAUACAGUCUUCACGAAGUUUGAGCGAACAACAGCCGCAGCAGCAGCAGCUUCCGCCACCACUACAAAAGGAACGAAUAAAGGAAGACGAAUCGAUAAAAGUCAAGGUGGAGGCCAUUGUGAUCUCAGAUGAAGAGCUAGAAGAUGACGAUGAUGAUGACAAUGAUGUUGAGGAGGAGGAGACGCUUGUCCAUGUCCGAGUCAAUCAAAGAAAUCAAAGAAGAGAUGCCAGUGUAGCAGAACGUGGCGAUUACGACAGUAACCACGAUGUAGAAGAGAUCACCAGUGCCCACCACUUUAUACCACCCCACACACUCCUCCAGCUCCCCCACGAUCACCAAGAGCCCCUCUCAUACCCAUCUUCACCACAAGGUGGACCUAGCGCAUCAUCUUCUGAUACAACCAGCUUCCCAUCGUCCCUUUUCCAAACUGCCUCCCAGCAGUCAGAGCAGCACCAGGCCAUCUACUUCGAGGAGUUCCAGGAUUCUCUGGGGAAUUACGUGGAAGACGUGCCCACCUGCAGCACCUGCGGAAAGACGUUCUCCUGCGCCUAUACCCUGAGGCGGCACGCCAUCGUGCACACGCGUGAGCGCCCGUACGAGUGCAGUUACUGUUAUCGUAGUUACACACAGUCUGGGGACUUGUACCGACACAUACGAAAGGCACACGACCACGACCUGCCGGUCAAACGUAGCAGAACAGACACCGACCCGCCACUCCCGUCACCGCCUCUUCCACAGCCUCCACAGACAUGAGUGGACGGAUGCAGAGGCUCAUCAAAACUCAUGAACUCUGAUAAAAACUUUCGCCAAGGUUUUUUUAUUUAAGAAAAAAAAUUAAAUGUGUGCCCAGGUUGUUCGGACCAACGUUCUCAAGUUCUCACAAGUUUUAGACUUUUACUGUUAAUAUAAAGCCAGAUCAAAGGCAUCAUCAUUAUUGAGCAUGUAACUACUCAUCUUCUGUACAUCUCAUGCAAUACACACCUACACAGUCCAGUUCCUGUACGUUAGAUCAGCUCCACUGCACUGACCAUAUAAGGCACUACGUAGUUCUAUAAUGUGGUACAGGUGCAUCAGACACAGCAGUGCUGCUGGAGUUCUUAAACACUGUAUCCAGGCCUGUCACAAUAAUGUUGUUGUUGUUGUUUUUUAGAUGCUAUAUAUGGAGUAUGAUUGUCAUGUUAAGACCAUUUUAUGCAACUGAUGUUUUAUAUAUAAUAGAUAAUAAUAUAUAACAUAUACCGUAUUUUUCGGACUAUAAGGCGCACCGUAUUAUAAGACGCACUAUCAAAGAAGCUUAGAUUUCCAGAUGUCCACUAAGGCUUGCUGCACCAGCGUUAGCAUAGCUAUCCGCUAGCACGCUAGCUAGUCCCCUAAACUAGUAAAGUUAACCCAAACUUAAACGACAGCGUUACACUGAGUAAUCCUGCGUGUUCUGGUAAGACAGUGAGAUAUUAGCUAGCGAUUCGUCCCCCGUAGCUUGUUUUAACACGGUAAACAAGCAGAUUACAGGCUGAUAAAACUCACCUCUGAGAGAGUUAGCGCUUAGCAUCUAGCUAAUGCUAGCCAGGCAAAGCAGCACAGACUUACAGGCCGAUAACUCACCUCUGAAUGGUGAACGCUUAGCGAUUAGCAUCUAACUCUAAUAAUACUCCAGCAGUAUUAAAAGUACUAAAUUUAGAUAAUACUGAUCUCUGAACAGUGAAAAAGCUAGCUAGCUUAGCGGUUAGCAUCUAGCUAAUGCUAUUGCUGCUCCAGCCACGGAGCUGCACGGCUCUGCAAGGAGUGUGUGUUUACUUUAGAUAAUUUACAUAAUACUGAUCUCUGAACAGUGAAUAAGCUAGCUAAUGCUAUUGCUGCUCAGCCUCGGAGCUGCACGGCUCUGGACUCUGUAUAGCACUGAAACUCUCUAUAACGCUGCACCGAGUGUCUGUUUACUGCUCCUUACAACCUGACGGGUAAAAUCCAUACAAAAGGCGCACCGUAUUAUAAGACGCACUGUCAAUUUUUGUGAAAAUUAAAAGUUUUUAAGUGCGCCUUAUAGUCCGAAAAAUACGGUAAUAGAAUUUCUCUGUUUUAAAGAGCAAUUGAUUUUAAUUAAUAAUAGCAGCAUGGGGAGGCCUGUCAUGAUAAGAUUUUUUUUUGUGGGUGAUCAAUAUCAAUAUUAAUAUAUCGUCCAAGACAUUUUUGCAAAGUAAGAUAGUGUCAUUUUAAGAUCCUUAAAUGCUACUGACAUAACGAUAGUACAAUAGCAUAACAAAGCAAAACAACAUUUUUUUUAAUUAAACAUACAGCAAAACUUUUUUUUUUAAAUCAGUUUCUCUGAUUUUGAUAUUUAUAGGUUUAUGUUUGAGUAAAAUGAACAUUGUUGUUUUAUUCUAUAAACUACAGACAACAUUUCUCCCAAAUUCCAAAUAAAAAUAUUAUCAUUUAGAGCAUUUAUUUACAGAAAAUGAGAAAUGGCUGAAAUAACAAAAAAAAACAUGUAGAGCUUUUAGACCUCAAAUAAUGCAAAGAAAACAAGUUCAUAAAGUAUUCAUAAAGUUUUAAUAGUUCAGAAAUCAAUAUUUGGUGGAAUAACCCUGGUUUUUAAUCACAGUUUUUGUUCAUGCAUCUUGGCAUCAUGUUCUCCUCCACCAGUCUUACACACUGCUUUUGGAUAACGUUAUGCGGCUUUACUCCUGGUGCAAAAGCAAAGCAGUUCAGUUUGGUGGUUUGAUGGCUUGUGAUCAUCCAUCUUUUCUCUUGAUUAUUUUCCAGAGGUUUUCAAUUUGGUAAAAUCAAAGAAACUCAUCGUUUUUAAGUGCUCUUUUAUUUUUUUUCUAAAGCUGUGUGACUAAACAUACAAAUAAACACAAUAAACCAUAUCACUAUAUUAUAUAUAUAUUUUUACAUGAGGUUAUGUAAUUAUCAUGACAGGCCUAAGUGUUGGGGAUCACUCUGCUUUUGCCAUUGGAUGUUUAAAUACUGCCAGUCAAAAAGUUGUAGCAUAUUUUUAAAUGCUGUUUUUAAGAAAGAAAUAACUGCCUCAAGUAACUUCACUUGACCUGUCGCAUCCCAUCCUGUCCAGCUAAAAAAAUCCAGCAGCACUGCUGUGUAUGAUUUACUCGUAUUAGCACAACAAACACACUAACUAAUCAGUGCUAAUCACUGCAAUGCUAAGAAUAAAAAACCCUCUACCUAAAUAAUAAUAAUUAUAAUGAUAAUAACAGCUGAUCUGUGGUGGUUUUCUAUCCUGUGGGUACUGAGUAUUAAAAAACAGGGAGAAAGACGGAUAAUAAUAAUAAAGUAUACAGAGAAACAGAUACAGAACUACUGUCUAUAAUUAUUAUAUAACUAAAAAGUGUCCUGUAUGAUCAGUGGAGCUGAUUGAUAAGAUGGUCAGAGUGUAUAGAAACAAGCAGCUGAUCAUAAUAUUCUGACUGGACUGUCUAUACAGCGGAUUUUCACUCCAUUCUCUACAGUAAAUGCCUUUUUGUAUGUAAGUCGUCUCAAGUGUGAUAAACGAUAGAGUGAAAGAGUGUAGUUGUUUUUAAUAAAGUACAGCUGGUUUAAUA